This is a messenger RNA of Pyrus x bretschneideri (Chinese white pear), 4054 nucleotides long. RefSeq lists its product as uncharacterized. The coding region runs from base 811 to 3525 and encodes 904 amino acids. The record is from RefSeq and is a predicted model, not a curated record. The transcript is spliced from 7 exons. Lineage: Eukaryota; Viridiplantae; Streptophyta; Magnoliopsida; Rosales; Rosaceae.
AGGGGGGUGGGGGGUAUCACGUGGCGUGGGUGUGGCCCUCCCAUUCCCUUCAGCUAAUUCAAAUGGCACAAGCCCGUGCAACAAUUGUAAGGGCAAUUGAAAGGGCGCAAGCCCUUGACCCAAUUGCCCUAUCAUUUUUUGGAUUGGUGGAAAUAUAUUUUUAGGUUGGAGGCAAUUCAAUCCAAUUGCAGAGGCAACUGGGAACCGGUGGAGAUACUCCAAUAGGCAGCAAACAGUGUCAAGAUCUUGUAGAGAGGUUGAGCAUAGGGCCCUUUCAACUAAUGCUGCACAAUGAGUGUGGAUUCAGCAAUUAUGUAUUUCUUCUAACGAGGACCCUUUAAUCAAUUAAGUCAAUUAGCUUGAGAAAUUUGCAUGCGUGUUUCUUGGUUAUUAUCAGUACGUCUUGAUUUGGCUUCCACUAAUCAUGGAUUUAAGGCUUUAAGCCAUACAUAAAAACAGGAAAAAGUUAAUGAAACAGAGAGCUUGAAAGCGAGGGCCCAUUGAAAAAUCCUCAGCCUUUGCUUAGAUUGGAAUAUAAGUUGGUCACUCACACGACCACAGCGGUAUAGGUAACGGAGUUGAGAGUAAGAGAGAGAAAGCUGAGAGAGAGAGAAGAGAGAGAGACUUGGGACUUGCCACCGAAACCAAACUUUGAAAGGAUCCCUCGAUCCACCCACAAAUUAUGUAAACUGAGCUUCCCUUCUCGCCUCUCUAUUUUUUUUUGUCAUUAAAUUUAAUGCCCCCCAACAGAGUCUUCCAAUUUCUUGCUGAAACAUAUGAUGUAGCUGCGAGCUGAACUGCAAGCACAGCAUGGCAAAGAGAUCAGAUUUUGCGCAGAAGCUGCUGGACGAUCUUCGCGUCCGCAAGGAGAAAAUGGGUGCGCCUCAGAGUUCAAACCGUUGGAAUUCAAUGGCAAUAGAUGCAUAUGCUUGUUCCAAGCAGAAUUAUAGAGGAAGAGUGGAUGUAAGCACCAAUGGACCAAUUGGCUCCGGAGGAAGUAGCAGAACACCGAUUGUUCAAGAGGGUUCGAAUCAGAUUGUUGCUUAUGGGAGAGGAGGUAGGAGCUCGGAACAAAUGGGAGAUUUUUCCAGGGCCUUGGCCUUUGCACUUGAAAAUCCAGGAAAGCUUGGGAAAGUGGAUACAUCUAGCAGAAGUUCAAUGCUAGGAUUUUUUAAUCAAAUUGGGAGGGGAGCCGUGGAGUUCAGCAAGAUGGAAGGAAAAGGUAGCGCGAAUAGGGACUUCAGUUCAAGUAACCAUUUUCCUAACCUUUCUCAUCACCAUAUCGAAGAAAUAUCGAAAGGAGCACAUAAAUUGAAUCAGAUCCUAGAGGCCUGCUCGAAUGGACUUAAUGUUGAUAGAUUUUCAAUAGAAGUUGGGAAGGAGUUAGUGAAAGAGGCAAUGGAUUUGGAAGAGUCCUUGAGAAUGCUUGUAAACCUGCAGGAAACUUCUGAAUACAUAGUUGCCUCUCAGAGGAAAAAUGGGAUCACAUUGCUACAUGAGGAUGAAGAUGAGGAAGAUAAUGCUGUCAAAAUGGCUGAGGAAAAGCAAAUUGAUCUGCCAAGCUUCUCCUUUGACAAGGGUUCGAGACACGGGCGUAAAAAUCAAGAAGUUGGAAGGCCGGGGUUCGGGCAGAAGGUGACUGCAGCUCCAACUUACACUACAGAAGGUAGUAGCUUAAACAGCGAAAAGCAAGGGAAAAUAACCUCCUCAACAUCAGUUUCUCAGAGGCAAUCAGUCAGCUAUACCGCAGGUGUCAAGAAUCCAUCAACAGAACAGAAAGAGUCUAAACCAAAAAAGGAGAGGAUUCCAAAUGUAAUUACAAAACUAAUGGGGCUGAAUGAGCUUCCAAAGAACAAAAACUUGAAGCACACCGUGGAGGAAGACUUGAGUUCCAAGUCAAAAAGAGAAAGGCACGUGAUAGAGCAAACAACAAACGAAAGCAGUAAGAUUUCUGGGGUUAAGACUAUGGAUCCGUUGAUGCAGAAUACGACGUUUGUUUCACAAGCAGGAAAAAGCAUGCUUGCCAAUAAUAUCAGCCUUGGGGUAGUUGUUCAUGAUCCGGAAGAAUUUAAACCCGUGGCGAUAUCAGGAAAUGAAACCAUCAAAUUAGAUAAGCACCAAAAACCUACUCAGACCUUCAAACAGGAUAAACCUGUGAUGCAAGCAAAACCAGGGUUCAAGGAAAUUCGGGUUCCAGUGGAAAAGCAAAAUGGGAACAACGUUCUCCCAAGAAAUCAGCAGCGUAAGUCCCCAUAUAAUGUUGAACUCCAGCAGCAAUCCAUGGCUUUCAAAUCUGAGUCACCGAAAGAAAAGCGCAGCCGGAAGACAAAGGAGCAGCAGAUUCCACAACCAAAGUUGGUGGCGAAAAAACAACGAAGAAGCGAAAUGAUAUCAAGAAGUAAGUCAAAAGGGGCAGUAGAUAUGCAAAAGAAGCAGACACUUGCAGAGCUAGCUAGGGUAAAUAAGAAAAUCGCUAGAGAAGCCGCUGCAACAGUGCAAUCCACAAGAGUUCCAAAUGGCAAAUAUCAUGAAAAUCUGGUCAGAAGCAAAAGUUCCGCUGACUUGAAUUUCAACAAGAAAGAUUCUUCACCGAACUCUCGGAUCCUCAACCAGCAAAAGAAAAAUUUGGCACUCUACCGGCUAUGGAGGAGAGAUCAGUUCAUGCAGCACCACCACUGCAGAAGGCAAAAUCUAGAAGAAAAAAGUUCGAGCCAGCAGAUUCAGCGCAAAACCUACAUAAAGAAGCAGAGCUGGAGGCUCCCAUUUUGUACGAUCCAUGAAGUUGAAAGUCGAAGCCUCGAAAAAUCACAAACUCUACUUCCAAAGGAAAGUUAUGAUCAGCAAGAUCAAGCACCUGCUUUCGGAGAUGAUGAGUGCUUAACCGCAUCAAUUACAGUUAAUGGAAACCGUGACAUUUGUUAUGCAGAAGUAUUGGAGCACCAUAAAGCACUCAACCUGAGAAAACAAGAGCCACAGACAGAAAAUGAAAACCACCUGAAGCAGGUAGUGAUCAAGAGCCAUCAUUUCCUCAACACAGCAGAAGCACUUUUCGAGCUCGACAUCCCUUUCAGCAUUCUUCACGACAGUGGCCACGACUGCAACCCAGAUGUAGACAGCAAGCUCACAUUAGACUGUGCCUACGAAGUAAUGAAACGAAAAGGGAUAAGGCAUGAGCUCAAUGUUCAUCCUAAAUGCGAGAAGAUAUCAAUAAGUUUUGUCAAAGUACGGUCCUUGAAUGAGCUGGUUAGGCAACUGCAUAAAGAUUUCGAGACUCUGAAGUUCUACGGGAGAAAAGGAAAAUAUGAAUGUGAGGCGGAAGAGUAUCUGCCGAAAAUGCUGGAAAGCGAUAUGCAUAGCUGGGAGCCGGACGUGAAUUGCAUGUGGGAUAUGGGCUGGGAUAAAACUAUGUUUGCAGUUGUUGAAGUAGAUGAAGUCGUGAAAGAUUUGGAGAGGCUUGUGCUCAGUGGACUUGUAGAUGAGCUUACGAGAGACCUCUUUCGCACGGGUUUUUCAGCGAUACAUUAACCUAGUGAAUAAGAAAUUCAUAUUUGGGUUUUCAGGAGAUGAAUAAUGUAACAUCUAUGCUUUUAAUUCUGCAUUCUUGACUUCUUUUCUGUACCAGUUAGCUUCCAACAAAUUGAUCUUCAUUUGUUCGCUCUGAGACCAGAAUCCAAGGUCUAAGCGAACAAUUGUAUUAGGCCAUAACCGCCAUCCGGUCCAAAGAGAUUAUGCGAUUUUGAUUGGCUUCGUCUAGUGCUACGAAUUUAUGAAGCUCUUGCGCAAGUUAUCGGUAAACUAUUGAGCCCAUGUUCCGCAAGGGUGAAAGCUCCACAUGAACCUGUACUGGUUGCUUUUGUUGCUCUAUCGGUAAACUACUUGUCCGGUUAACAUCAUCGCCAUGCUCCGCUUGCUCUUGCUCCACCCGAACUGGAAUUUCUUUCAUGAACUGUUUAAUUAAAGCCUUCAAGAAGUGGUAAGCAGAAGGCUUAAUUUUGAAUGUUCGAAAUCUUGUUUCCUUUCCAUUAUUCUUAGCAUUAUUCAAAAGGUUACUUGC